Momordica charantia (bitter melon) is the source of this 847-nucleotide messenger RNA. The record is from RefSeq and is a predicted model, not a curated record. Lineage: Eukaryota; Viridiplantae; Streptophyta; Magnoliopsida; Cucurbitales; Cucurbitaceae.
AUGAUAUAUUUUGUAUGUUUGCAGAAAGCAGUAUUGCUAUGGAUGUAUGAUCCAGUAAGCCGAGAUGCUGUCAUAGUGAAGGAGGCUUUAUGUGGAGAAACUGUGCAUUUGAGAGUUGCCACUGAAGUAAUAUGUUCUCGUACAUCAACACAGAUUCAGCAUUUUAAACAAGUUUACUUGACCAUGUUUCAAUCAUAUAUUGAACAUGAUAUUCAGAAAACUGCCUCGGGUGAUCACAAAAAGCUGCUAUUGGCCUACGUUAGUAUACCACGAUACGAAGGACCAGAAAUUGACAAAGAUUCGGUAGAGAAAGAUUCGGAGGCUCUGUACAAAGCUGGAGAGAAGAGAUGGGGAACUGAUGAGGACAAAUUUAUAAAGAUUUUCAGUGAAAGAAGCAGUGCUCAUCUAGCUGCUGUUAACUUGGCUUACAAAAAUUCACAUGGCCAUUCUUUGAAAAAGGCAAUCAAAAACGAAACAUCUGGAAAUUUCAUGCAGGGCCUUCUAGCAAUCGUGCGGUGUGCUGAGAAUUCUGCGUUGUAUUUUGCAAAGAUUUUGCACAAGGCUAUGAAGGGCUUGGGAACCGACGAUCAUACCCUAAUAAGGGUAAUUGUGUCAAGAGUCGAGAUAGAUAUGCAAUAUAUAAAGACAGAAUACCAAAGGAAGUAUAAGAAAACACUGCAUGAAGCAGUACAUUCUGAGACAUCAGGCGGCUACAGGGACUUUCUUCUCGCCUUGUUGGGCUAGGAUUGCAACUUCUCAUGCAUGAUCCUUAUAAUAAAGUUACCCUUCAUGUUUGAAAAAAUUCCUUAAAUAAUAGUUUGUAGCAUUAGUUUCUUUAUAGUUUGAA